Messenger RNA from Durio zibethinus, 2268 nucleotides. NCBI's taxonomy places the organism in Eukaryota, Viridiplantae, Streptophyta, Magnoliopsida, Malvales, Malvaceae. The record is from RefSeq and is a predicted model, not a curated record.
GAAAUACCCCUUUAUCAAAUCAACGAAAAAUAGACACUAUGUAACUUUAUUGCAUUGGAAUACCUCCCCUUUUCGGUGGAUUCUUUCGGAGAAAGGAUUAAUGUUUGUUCUAUUCCAUUAGUAAUAAGGGAAGAAUUCGGCUCAGAAGAAAAAAGAGAAGCAGAUCUAUUCUAUACUCGAUAAGUAUCAAUACGCAAUGGGGGUUGAUCCUAUUUUUUAUGAAUGAAUGCAUCCCUAUUUGUUCAUCAUUCAAAGGACCUAUUCGUAAGAAUUCUCUUUCAUUCAUUCCGCCUUUCUUUAUUUUAUGGCCUUAGUCUAUCUAUGUAUAAAAUAUGAUAAAGGCCCAUAUUAUUAAGACCAUUAUUACAUAUUAUUAAGAUAAGACCAUUAUUACGUAUUACAUUACGUAUUACGCUUCCACAAUCAAAGUGAAAUAUAAUAUUACAUAUUAUAAUAUUACAUAUUAUUAAGAUAAGACCAUUAUUACGUAUUACAUUACGUAUUACGCUUCCACAAUCAAAGUGAAAUAUAAUAUUACAUAUUAUAAUAUUACAUAUUAUUAAGAUAAGACCAUUAUUACGUAUUACAUUACGUAUUACGCUUCCACAAUCAAAGUGAAAUAUAAUAUUACAUAUUAUUAAGAUAAGACCAUUAUUACGUAUUACAUUACGUAUUACGCUUCCACAAUCAAAGCGAAAUAUAAUUUUACAUUCUUUUUACUUUAUGCCUGUUGGUAUUCCAAAAGUUCCUUUUCAAGUUCCGGGAGAUAACGAUGCAAGCUGGGUUGACAUAUACAACCGAAUUUAUCGAGAAAGAUUGCUUUUUUUGGGCAAAGAGCUUGAUAUCCAGACCUCGAAUCAACUUGCGGGUAUUAUGAUCUAUCUCAGUAUAGAGAGUAAUAGCCGAGACCUGUUUUUUUUUAUAAACUCUCCUGGCGGAGGGAUAGUAUCUGGAUUAUCUCUUUUUGAUACUAUGCAAGCAGUGGAACCAGAUGUGCAUACACUAGCCAUGGGAUUGACCGCUUCAAUCGCAGCUUUUCUCUUGGUCGGAGGAGAAAUUACCAAACGCAGAGCAUUCCCUCACGCUCGGGUAAUGAUCCAUCAACCUAUUAGUAUGCUUAAGGAUGAUGGCUUCAAAGACUGGGUCAUGGAAACAGACGAAGUAAUGAAAAUGCAAGAAGACAUCAUAGAGGCUUAUGUACAAAGAACGGGCCAGCCCCGAUGGGUUAUAAACAAAGACAUGGAAAGAGAUAAUUUUAUGUCAGCAAAAGAAGCCAAAGAUCAUGGAAUUGUGGAUCAUAUAGUGCGUACAGAAUCGAGACCUAUAGUGAAUGAAAAACCUAUAGUGAAUGAAAAACCUAUAGUGAAUGAAAAACCUAUAGUGAAUGAAAAACCUAUAGUGAAUAACAAACCUAUAGUGAAUGAAAAACCUAUAGUGAAUGAAAAACCUAUAGUGAAUGAAAAACCUAUAGUGAAUGAAAAACCUAUAGUGAAUAACAAACCUAUAGUGAAUAACAAACCUAUAGUGAAUAACAAACCUAUAGUGAAUAAAAAAUGGAGACUAGUUAACGACAAUGGCAAUGGAAGACCACCAUUUGACGACAAUGGCAAUGGAAGACCACCAUUUGACGACAAUGGCAAUGGAACAUGCCAACUAUUAAACAACUUAUUAGAAAUGCAAGACAGCCAAUUAGAAAUGUCACGAAAGCCCCUGCUCUUCGGGGAUGUCCUCAGCGCCGAGGAAGAUGUACUAGGGUGUAUGUGCGACUUGUUCAGAUCAUGGGCUGAGAAAAAGGAAACAAUUUUUCAGUAUCAACGAUCAGUACCAGUGAAUAGAAUGGGGUUCUUCCGUUCACUAUCUAAAAAAGAUAGAUCUACCAUAUCCUUCUAUUGUCAAAAAGAUUAUGCUUCGACUCUUGCAAAGAACGGACUAACAGGAUCUCGUUGUGAAAGAUCUAUUACUGAAAAAUUUAUGAGUAGAGCCGAAGAGUGUGAACUAAUGAAAGAGGGAUAUAUAGCUCGGAGACAAAGAGUAAGAGCUUUGGUUUCGGCUGAUCGGGAUAGAGAUAGGAAAAAAAGAUAUUUUCGUCGUUUGUGGAUCACUCGAAUAAAUGCAGGAAUUCGAGGAAUGGGGGUAUCCUAUAAUUAUAGUAGAUUAAUAAAAAAUCGGUACAAGAAACAGUUGCUUCUUAAUCGUAAAAUACUUGCACAAAUAGCUAUCUCAAAUAGGAAUUGUCUUUAUAUGAUUUCCAACGAGAUUAUAAAAUAA